AUGACCUACUACUCUUCCGUUUUUCUGUUUAUAACAUCACUUCUUUCGACUUUUGGACUUUCAAUUCCGCCUACCACAUUUCCAAAUUGCCCAAAAGGAUGGAGCCAUGAUGAACCUGGACGAACAUGUUACCAUUUGGCACGUAGAAGAAUGAAACUUCCAGAAGCGCACGCCUACUGCCAUAAACUAAUUCCAGAUGGUUCUGCACAUGUAUUACGAGUAGAAUGUGGAGGUGAAAAUGACUAUAUAAGUGGUCUAGUCAAAGGGCAUUCCGAUAAAGUUUGGAUUGAUGCAAGAGCGCGAUUUGAUAUUGUUGAUGGUUCUGCUGGCCUUUUUGGACCUGGAUUUGUCUACAGGUGGCCAAACGGGAAGAUAGUGAGAUAUCAAAAUUGGGCGGAUGGAAAUGGUCUCGAUGAAAUCGGAACGUCGAAUAAAUGUGUGACAAUAAAGAGUGAUGGACAAUGGGUGAAUGCGAAUUGCACAACAACCGCUGCCGUUAUUUGUGAGAAGAAGCUACACAGACCCUACUCGAAGUUCUGCCCUAAACAUUGGGUUUAUAAUAAAGAAACCCAGUCUUGCUAUCGAACAAUUUCAAAAACAAAUAUGACGAUUUUGGAGGCUGAUAACAAAUGCUUCGACUACGGGUUCGAACAUCGUCAAGAUGCAAUGCUCACAAGUAUUGGAAGUGAGAGUGAAAAUCAAUUCGUAAUGAAUCUGGCAAAAGAAAAAGACGCCAACUUUGAAUUUAUCUAUCUUGGGGGCUAUGGAAGAUCUAGAAAUGGAAAUAAGUGGCAUUGGAUGGAUGGAUCAGAAUUCAAUUAUUUGAAUUGGGAUCGUGGAAUGCCGUUCGGAAGAAGAGCUUUGGCAGUUCUUGUGAUGAACAAAAGAGGCAAGUGGAUCAAUCAUUAUGCUGAUAAAAUUUUAUCACAGUACAAUGCUGUUGCUGUUUGCAAGUUCAAAAGUUGA
This is a messenger RNA of Caenorhabditis briggsae, 966 nucleotides long. RefSeq names its product Protein CBR-CLEC-89 (gene Cbr-clec-89). The record is from RefSeq and is a predicted model, not a curated record. The coding region runs from base 1 to 966 and encodes 321 amino acids. The transcript has 4 exons. NCBI's taxonomy places the organism in Eukaryota, Metazoa, Nematoda, Chromadorea, Rhabditida, Rhabditidae.